Epithele typhae is the source of this 2091-nucleotide messenger RNA. RefSeq lists its product as uncharacterized. The transcript has 4 exons. Bases 1 to 2091 code for a protein of 696 amino acids. The record is from RefSeq and is a predicted model, not a curated record. NCBI's taxonomy places the organism in Eukaryota, Fungi, Basidiomycota, Agaricomycetes, Polyporales, Epitheliaceae.
AUGCCUGUCGCCACCACUCCCUCGGAGCGGCCUCUCCCCCCCGUCCCGCCAGAACCCCAGCCCCACCCUCGGCCCGCCCUCCACCGCAAACUCGUCCACUGCCCUCGCCCAUCACCCCACUCUCUCCCUCUUCUCCACGCCGCCCUCAGACAACCGACCCUCCUCGCCUUCUUCCUGCCGUUGCUCCGGUGGCAGAGCUUCCACGCCCUCCUCAGCGCAGAUCCUACUCUUCGACGCAGUCUAUGGGCCCAGGAAGACUCCCGGGACGCCAUUCUCGCCUACUUUGUCCCCGGAUACAACCAUGUACUCGGCUUCAACGACAUGCAGCAUCAACAGGAGAUACCCCUCGAUUUUCAUCAGUUCUCUAUCUUCAUGCUCUCUCAAAAUACGCCUUUGCACGCCUACCCAAUGCUCUGCAUCACUCUCUUCAAUCUUCUUGCUCGCGGCGGCGACGAUCCCAUCCUCCGGCGCCGUUGUAUGCGCCUCUCUGCCCUUGCCCUCGAGCACUCCAGGCUAGUCCUCCUCAUCCAAUCCCUCGCCCACGGUGCUUCGCCAUCCCCUGAGCCAGAGCUCGAGGACUACGACGAUAUGUUGGUUCGCGGCCUGCGCGCCCCUCCGCAGCACGGCCUGCGCGAACUCGUGUUUCCGGCCCCACUCUCGGCCACCAGAUCUGGAUCGGACGAACCGUCGCCUGCAAAUAACGCGGGCGCGCCCGCGCACCGCGUCCUCAGCAAGACUGGGACUAUUCGUAACGGACGCUCCAGCAUAUCCUCCCAGGUUCGCGCCAAGUCCGUGGGCCCCGCCCCGACUCCGACUCUCGCAGAAGUGAUCCCGCGUGGGCAGAAACAAGCCUCCUCCUCACUCUUCAGCAAAUCUCGCGUUCCCCUCCCGGCGCGUUCCGAAGACCCGCGCGCCCUCAAGAUGUACUCGAGCACCUGGCGACGGACCUACUCUCCAGGUAAACGCCAACCUUCGGCAUACGCAUUCACCGAAUCGCACGAGGAUAGUUGGUCCUCGCGCUCGCGCUCCUCGGUACUCGGCGAGCUGCGCGCUCCGCACCGCCGCUUCGCGUCUGUCGGCCACUCGAGCGAAUCCUCGCUCUCCAGCCCCUCGUCGAUCUCCCGCACAAACACCGAUUCAGAACGCAGUUCACUCGUCGCCCCGCCGCGCGACGCAAGCAAUGGUGCAGUGCUCGGCUCAGGACCCCGCCAUGCGAGCCCCCACGACCUAUUUAUUGCGACCUCGCGGGUGCGCGCGCCGGUGCUGCGGGUCUUCGUGCCGUGCACGGAGCUGGACGAGGACGCGAUCAGCGCAUGCGAGCGCGAACUGGCGCGUGCGGGGCUUUGGGAGCACCUCUCCGACGGGGACAUCGUCUGCAACUUUGGCUACGUGCCCCCGCUCUCGUCACCGCAGUCGUCGGAUGAGAGCGCGGACGCCGCGGCGGACGACAAGCAACGGCAGAAGUGGCUCAUGUUCAACGGCUACUGCCUCGUCCCCUUCGUCCCACCCGCGCCGCCCCCGCUCGAAAAGUCGCUAACGCUCCCCUCGCCAUUUUACUUCGCACACAUCAUCCCGCCGCACGUUGACCCCAUGUUCAUCCUGGCGCUUCCCGCGGCGACGUCUUCAAUGGGCGCGGACCCGCGGGGCCGGUACUCGCGCUCGAUGGACAAACCGCUCCCUGGAGAACACGACAUGCAGCUCGUGAACAUCACCACGCGCGUCCGGAGUUCGUCGUCGCCCGCCGGGUUCGUGAUGGUCCGCAAGUACAUGUGGCUCGCGCGCAUCGCACGCGUGGGGCCCGAAUCGGACACCGAGGCUGGCAUUGCGCUCGGCCGGGGCUGGUACGGCGAAUGGAUCUUGGAAGCGGAGGGCACGCGUGAGGGCCGCCGUGCGCUGGAAGACGCGUUGAGCGGUGCGACGAUCGGGCCUGGGCUUACACGUCGCGGUCUGUGGGAGGUCGUGAGGCAGAAGAGCGGUGGGGGGCGGUUGUGGCUCAAGAUGCUAGUGCCGAAUGUGGACGGGUACAUUGACAACUUGGUUCAUCCGGCGGAGCCGCCUUCGCCCGGGCAGCGCACGGGGGUGCAGCCAUAA